Messenger RNA from Penicillium waksmanii, 381 nucleotides. RefSeq lists its product as uncharacterized. The record is from RefSeq and is a predicted model, not a curated record. Gene Ontology annotation, cellular component: cytoplasm. Gene Ontology annotation, biological process: cinnamic acid catabolic process; ferulate metabolic process. The transcript has a single exon. Gene Ontology annotation, molecular function: carboxy-lyase activity. The coding region runs from base 1 to 381 and encodes 126 amino acids. NCBI's taxonomy places the organism in Eukaryota, Fungi, Ascomycota, Eurotiomycetes, Eurotiales, Aspergillaceae.
AUGGCCCAUCUGAAUUUCCGCACUUUCGUCGAAGCUCUCAAGGCGGAUGGCGAUCUCGUCGAAAUUAACGAGCCGAUCGACCCCAAUCUUGAAGCCGCAGCUAUCACUCGCCGCGUAUGCGAAACCGACGACAAAGCGCCUCUCUUCAACAACCUCAUUGGCAACCAAAAUGGUCUUUUCCGCAUCCUCGGUGCACCAGCCUCCCUCCGUGCCUCGCCCAAAGAUCGCUAUGGCCGUCUUGCCCGCCAUUUGGCUUUACCACCCACCGCGUCGAUGCGCGAGAUCCUCGACAAAAUGUUGUCUGCCUCGGAACUGCCCCCCCAUCGCCCCGCGCAUUGUCGAGUCUGGCCCCUGCAAAGAAAACGUUCUCCUCGACGGUGA